Sinocyclocheilus grahami is the source of this 1187-nucleotide messenger RNA. Its product is annotated as ras-related protein Rab-11B-like. The transcript has 5 exons. The record is from RefSeq and is a predicted model, not a curated record. The coding region runs from base 94 to 750 and encodes 218 amino acids. Gene Ontology annotation, molecular function: GTP binding; GTPase activity. Lineage: Eukaryota; Metazoa; Chordata; Actinopteri; Cypriniformes; Cyprinidae.
CGGCUCAUAAGAACAGUUCGUUCACGAAUCGGACAUCGCUGAUCAGGAGAGGUCCGUCGCCCAACAACAACAUUUUAGUGCGGUAAACCAACAAUGGGAACCCGCGACGACGAAUACGAUUAUUUAUUUAAAGUGGUGCUCAUUGGAGACUCUGGUGUGGGGAAGAGUAACCUGUUGUCCCGUUUCACUCGGAAUGAGUUCAACCUGGAGAGCAAGAGCACCAUUGGUGUGGAGUUCGCAACCCGCAGCAUCCAAGUGGACAGCAAGACCAUAAAGGCCCAGAUUUGGGAUACAGCGGGACAGGAACGCUACAGAGCCAUCACAUCAGCAUACUACCGGGGUGCAGUUGGAGCUCUUUUGGUCUAUGACAUCGCAAAGCAUCUGACUUAUGAGAAUGUGGAGCGCUGGCUGAAGGAGCUGCGGGAUCAUGCGGAUAACAACAUUGUCAUCAUGCUGGUGGGCAACAAGAGCGAUUUGAGGCACCUCAGGGCCGUUCCCACUGAUGAGGCCAGAGCUUUUGCAGAGAAGAACAAUCUCUCCUUCAUCGAAACAUCAGCUUUGGACUCCACAAAUGUGGAGGAGGCAUUUAAAAACAUACUAACAGAAAUCUAUCGGAUCGUGUCACAGAAGCAGAUCGCCGACAGGUCCAUGCACGACGAAUCUCCUGGCAACAACGUAGUGGACAUUAGCGUGCCGCCCACUACCGAUGGUUUAAAGGGCAACAAAUUUCAGUGCUGUCAGAACCUGUGACCCCACUUCCCCCAGCUCUACCCCCACCCUUGGGCUUCAGUUCCCCUCUAUUUAUCUUGGCUUUGCUCCUGUGUGUUGUGCUAUAGCUAUGGCUGUUUCCUCUUUUUACCUCGUUGUGAUUUCCACGCUAAUUUUAGACGUCCCUUAGAAGCGUGACGUAACAUUCCUUUUCCUUGUUUUGGGGGGGUUCUUGUUUGUUUGUCCCUAUUUUUUUUUUUCUUUACUAUUAUCCACUGUCUGAAUUCACGUUUUCCUCGGAAGUGAUUAUUUGGGCGCUGAUCGUGUGAUCCGCUCCUGUGGAAAAGGGAUGGUGAGGGAUCAGUGUGUCUUCGGCUUCCUCUGAUGGUUAUUCUCUGGGAUCCACACUAAACGCCCACCGUCUGUUGAGCCAGAUCCCUGACUUGGGAUAAAAGGGCAAGUUUUUUUGAAAACAAAAA